AUGACUUGCCUUGUCACAGCUGCAACAGUUAAGACAUCAGGAGCCAACGUUACUCAACAAGAUAUUCGAAAUCAAUUAGAAGGAACUUGGCAAAGUCUUAGUCGAAAAGUCAUGACUGGACCUACAUUCUAUGAUCCAGUUGAUGAAUUAUUGAUUGAACCUGCGUUACCUGGAUUUGCUUAUUCAUUUGAUAAAGAAGGUAAUUUCGAACAAUCCAUAUAUCAAGUCACUUCUAAUCCUCAGAAUCAUUCUUGUCCUUCAGCAAGUUUAAUUUGGCAACAUGGGAAAUACGAAUAUGAUUUCAAAGCUAAACAAUUGAAAUUAAUCCCUAUUAAAAUCGAUGGGAGACAAUUAUUAAGUGAACCAUGUCAAGAUGGUGGAAUUUCAACAUAUAUGAGAUUUAAUCAGAAUAAGGAGGUUAUAUUUGCUGAUUUUAAUGUUGAAAUUGAUGGUUAUUUCGGAGACAUGAAAUUACAAUUAUUCGGAUAUGAUUAUACACCAAUCCAACCGCUUUGGUUAACUUAUAAACCUCCAAUGAUGUUACCACCCCAAGUUUUAAACCCAACUUCAAAGGAUUCAUUGGUUCAUAAGUAUAAACGUGCAGUGGAAUAUUUAACUUAUAAGAUUGAUGAUGAAGUUAAUGGUGAUGGUGAAAGUUUUAAGAAACCGAUUAGAGAAGAUUCGAUUUGGGAUUAUGUAUUUAAAUUGUUUAUGGUUGGAGUACUUUCUGGCUCUUGUGUGUUGUGUUACUAUACUGUAUCAAGUAUUAAAACCAAUAAUUAG
Scheffersomyces coipomensis is the source of this 783-nucleotide messenger RNA. RefSeq lists its product as uncharacterized. Gene Ontology annotation, cellular component: endoplasmic reticulum; endoplasmic reticulum membrane. The record is from RefSeq and is a predicted model, not a curated record. Gene Ontology annotation, biological process: 'de novo' protein folding; budding cell apical bud growth. The transcript has a single exon. Lineage: Eukaryota; Fungi; Ascomycota; Pichiomycetes; Serinales; Debaryomycetaceae. The coding region runs from base 1 to 783 and encodes 260 amino acids.